UGCAGAGAAAGGGCUCGCUUACCAUCACGGCUUUUGCAUUCAUUUCAUUUACUGUUCUUUUCUGCAAACACAAGAGAUACAAAUUUACAAAUUACAAACCGAACCAAAAUAGUACGUAUAACUCUUCUUCAUUUACUACAUUACAUACACGCACACCCUACUGAGACUGACCACACCCCAACCCACUUUCCCCCCUCUCACAGUUCACAGCUCAUAGCGAUGGAAGACAAUGAAAGCCCACAUGAUCGUCUUUGAUGACUCAUUCCAACCAAACAUUUUUUUUAUAGUAUUUUUCCGAAUUGCGUAACCCACGUAAUCUCUCUCUUUCGAUAUGGGCUGCUAAUUUUGGUGUUUGUAGGCAUUUCAUUUCCUGCUUAUUUUUCUUUUAUCUACACGGAAAUCCUGGAAGAAGAACAGAGUGAUAUCAGAACCUGAAUUUAGGCGAAGGGGAAAGAAAGAUCUAUUUAUAUAUGAAUGAUGGGUUGAGCUUUUAUUAUUCAUAAAGGGCUUUCACUUCUAUUGAUUGUGAGAGAUUAAACAAUACAGAACAGAGGCAUUAUGAAGGCUUUUGGGACAUUGGUUCUGCUUCUGGUAACAUUGGUGGCUUUUGUGUGCAUUGCUUUCUAUAUUGAAGACAGAAUCGCCUCUUCUGAUCCGGGUAUGAGUUUUUUUACAGUCCUUUGCUUUCUCAGGUAGUGUCUUUAAAAGCUGAUAUUGGUGGUGUUUUCCACUGUAUGUAAAAUUUAGAUGACGAUUUCAAUGUCUUCUAAUCCAAAACUAGGCCAAAAUGGCCCUCUUCUUCCGCAAAAUUGAAGACUUCGUCUACUUACAAUAGUAUCGAGUAUCGAACUAAUCUAGGUUUGGAGCAAUUCUGUGUUGCAGCUUGCGGAAAAGGACCUGAUUUUGCAAGUUUAUUUAUUCCUAAGCUAAAUAAACUAGCUAUAAUUAUCAUUUUAUUCAACUCAUCUUUAUAGCUCAUACAAUAUCAGGUGUGUAUUGGAUAUUCAGAUCAUUUAUUUAAUUAUUUCUUGAAAGUUUCAUCUUGGAAGAAUUGGAAACAAUCUUGGCCUUUAAUGGGUCCAGGUGUAUUGGGGAAAACCAUAUUAGAUCUUAGUACUUUUAAGCAAUGAGUAUGCAACUUCCAAUGUAUCGGGACUUCACUACAAUCAAUUUUCUUUUCCUCAGUCGUCAAUGAAUUGACUGACCUAAAUAGUAAAUACCAUCCACUUUCUUUUGCUUUUCCUUUUCAAAUGUUUGAAAAUCCUGAGAUUCUGCAACAUAGAUAUGUAAACAUAGUCAGCCCUGUUAAAGGAGAAUGAUCUACAAACUUGUAACCACUGUGUUCAGUAUAUGUUGUACUUACUCGUCCCAAAAUGAUUGUCUGACCAGUUUGUUGUAUUAUUGUAGUAUAACAAACGUGACAAUUAGUUUUGGGCAAAUCUGUAAUGGAGUAAGAGUUCUGUUAUGAACUCCCAGUUUAUUUCAGGUACUGAUGGUAUACAUAAUCUGAUGAUGAAUCUCACAGGUUUGGUUCUCGAACAACAUGAUGGAAGUUAUGCUACAGGAACUCUGAAGAAUAGGAAGUUAAAGGAACACAGGGCAACAGGCAAGGCCGCACCAGGUCAUGAUGAACUCGAAGAUUACCGCCCCAUCGAUCCAGUUCCGAGUUCAAAAGCUUCCAUUAGACCUGGACCUAUCCAGCAUGGUACUCCACUCAUGCCUUAUAUACCCAAGCCCUCUCCUCCCCCUGGUCACUCCAAACACAUCGGCUUCCCUUAAAUAAUGCUUCAGGGCUCCCCUGUUUCCUGAUUGUUCGAUACUUCGAUCCGUGAAGUAGGAAAUCUGUACUAAUAAGCCUAGGCAUGUGGGAUUUUUUGCACCUGCCUUUUCUACCAUGUAACAUGUUUUUGUCUCUCGAGCGUUUUUCAGUUGUGUUAUGUAAUUUGAUCGUCUACGUUUUGUAACAGAUGUUUGUUUUAUGUUGUAUUGUAUCACUAAUAUGAAUGUUAGAUAGUGAAUUACUACUAUAUAAACUCUUCCCACUUCGCUUACUAUUAGUUUCUUCUUAUAGACUCUGUACCUCUGAUCAGUUCUUCACUUCUAGAAUACUAAGACAAAGCAGCAAAC
Messenger RNA from Oldenlandia corymbosa var. corymbosa, 2127 nucleotides. The record is from the annotation of a GenBank genome assembly. Lineage: Eukaryota; Viridiplantae; Streptophyta; Magnoliopsida; Gentianales; Rubiaceae.